CUCUCUCCGAGGGCGGGCGCGGACUCUCGAGCGGUCGCCACGCGUGGCCGGACCGCUUGCCGAUGCUGGCCCCAUGCUCCUCCCCCUCCCCCUCCCCCCCUCGGGCCUGUCGGCCGGCGCGCGUGCUACAACCCGGCGACAGAGACGGCGAGAUUGAGGCAUUAAUAACUCUUUAAGUCUUAACCCACUCCCCACGGCCACGAAAUACUUGUUUCUUCUAGGCUAGUCAUCCCCCCCUUUCAAACUUUUUGCAGCACCGUUCUCGAACAAGAGAACAUGAUGUGGUGAACCAAAGUACAGGGAAAGCCACUGAAAGGGGAGCAUGUUUGCUGGAAUUGGCGGCUGGGGCCCAUGCCGGAUCUCUUUGACGAGGAUCGCCCUUGGAGAGGGCCCACCAAUUAAAAGGUUCCUAUGUAUAAAAUGGUACGGUGAAGAGAAGAACUUGAUUUGCCCCGGGGCGUAUUUUAUUUUUGAAGAAAGAAGGUGCAGGAUCUGUAAAGAGGGCAGAAAGGAAGAUAAAGAGUUUGCCGAACAAGAGAAGAGACAGUUAGGCGCCUUAUGAUCAUGGAACCAGAGUCAUUACAUGUUAACAAUGAGACCCCCGUUCCAUCUCCGAAGUUUGCGCUUUUUGAUCUCUCCGGUUCCAUUCUUACGUCCUUCCAUCCAAAACCUGGAGCACCCCUUGAGUCUUCUCACACUCUGAAGGUUUUGGUUCCAAGCAUGGAUGCAUUAGAUGGAGCCCGAUCGGUCCGGAUUCAAUCUCUUGCACCAAAGCCGGAUGCCAUUGUUGGCUCCUUGGAGUUGUCUCGGGACUCUGAAGUAGAAGGCUCCACGCUUACUUGUGAUUCUUCUAACAAGGAUUUGGAUGCCAUGUCCAAUGCUGGCACAUGUGAUCUUUGGGAUUCGGAUGUUGCUGAUGCUUCCGAAGAUGAAAGAUCUGUGGAUGAUGUUUUCUGUAAAGAAAGUGUCAAGAAAAAGAUCGAGGUGCUGGCUGGAAUGGUGGGCUACGAAGGAUGUGAUGAGCCGGGAGUUAUCUUGGACGAAGUUGUCAAGGUUCUCAAAGAGUUGGAGAGGAUGAGAACGACUUGUUGCUUGAAGAACUGAUAGGAGUUCGAGAUUGAAAGGUUUAGUAGCUAGAUUAGAUUAUGUUUCCAAUCCUACCUGGUCGAUGAAGUAAAGGAGGAGCAUGGAAAACUAAGAGAAGCCGUUUUCUUGUAUCUGUUUGAGGCCUAAACCAGUGUUGCAUUAGUUCUCUUUUACUGGAUUGUUUAGCGUAUAGGAUGGGUAAGGUGCUUCCUUGUAAUUUUCUUUUGCGUUAAUUUGGCUACUUCUGCCGUCUGAUUGUGUGAGAAAGUAGUAAAUCUUUGCUAUA
Messenger RNA from Elaeis guineensis (African oil palm), 1372 nucleotides. Lineage: Eukaryota; Viridiplantae; Streptophyta; Magnoliopsida; Arecales; Arecaceae. The record is from RefSeq and is a predicted model, not a curated record.